CUUUCCUUUUCCCACCGCGGAAAGGGAGCGGGGGGAGGAAGGGGAAGGGGAAGUUGCUUUCCUGUUUGACAGCCCUUGGGUUGCUAAGCUCGCCGUGCUUUACGGCCGCCCGCAGCCACCGCGAGAGCGUCGUGAGGAGAAUGAGGCCGGCGCCAGGCGUUGGUGUUUCUCUGACUGCCGUGAGUCUGCCUGGAUAGAAUGGACCCUGUUGUCCUAAGUUACAUGGACAGUUUGCUGAGACAAUCAGAUGUCUUGUUGCUGGAUCCUCCCUGCUGGCUCAACGACCACAUUAUCGGGUUUGCCUUUGAGUACUUUGCCAGCGACCAGUUCCAAGACUUCUCCGAUCAAGUGUGCUUCGUUGGCCCCGAGGUGGCUCAGUUCAUCAAGUGCACGAGCAGCCAAGAGGAGCUGGCCUUAUUUCUUGAGCCUUUGAACCUCCUCCACAAGAAAAUAGUGUUCCUGGCCAUCAACGACAACUCCAGCCAGGCUGCUGGCGGCACACACUGGAGCCUACUAGUUUACUUCCAAGACAAAAACCGCUUUGCUCACUAUGAUUCCCACACCAGGAGCAACUCUGCCCAUGCCAGACGGGUAGCAGGGAAUUUGGAGGUCUUUCUCGGCAAGAAAGGCAAAGUUGCCUUUGUAGAGGAGAAGGCCCCUGCCCAGCAGAAUAGCUAUGACUGUGGGAUGUACGUAAUCUGUAACACAGAAGCUCUGUGUCAGGAAUUUUUCCGGGGACAGCAGGAGCCAGUGCUUCAGCUCCUUACUCCCUCCUACAUAACAGGCAAGAGAGAAGAAUGGAAGGAACUCAUUGCUAAGCUGUCCCAGAAGUGACCUGCCAAUCUCCAAUUAUUGUCGUUCUUGUCUUGCUCUCAGUGUCUGAGGGGCGGGAAGCUUGUACAUAGGGUUUUCCUAACAGAAAGAAUGUAUUUACCUCUGUGUUUCUGCACUGCCUUAUUCUGCUGCUGAUCAGAAUAGAGCUGAGUCGUAGGAAAGUUACAUGUCUUCCCUGAAGUGUUGGGCAGUUCUGGCUUUGGCCAUUUAUCCCACCCCUUUCCAAUAUCCCAAAAAGUUCUCACAACACCCAAAUUCUUUGUCUGUGAUCAAUUUUCAGUGAAGUCAGUGACAUUGUAUAUUUCUGCCUUUAUUCAAUUGUUUCAGCCAUCUUUCAAAACUCAUGCAGAAACCAUCAGAAGUCAGAUAAGAUGUUACAGUGGUACCAGCCGUCUUGUUUCAGAACUCUCCAAAAUAAUUGUUCCUGCUUUUCUGAAUAAGGAUUGUUGUAGUAAACGUUUUGGCUACCUUGAGAAAACUGUUCAUAUCAGUAUGAUGACAAAGAAUUUCUAUAUUGUAAACCUUGCUGGCAAGAAAUACUGUAGUUUCUGCUGUUCAGUUUCUAGCAGUACUUCGUGCAUCACUUUGAUGUGUUUAGCUGGACUUAGUUCCUAGAACUAAGGAUUCCUGGAUACACUUAUGAAAACAGGAGGGCAUGAGAGCAAUUUUGUAUAUCUGCAUUUAUUAGGAGCACGGAUUGGCUUUGAUUUCCACUACAACAGCAAGUGCAUAGCAGCUUGCUUCAUUCUGCUCCAUGCCUUGUGGGGAGUAAGUUGGGAAUCUGAAACUUAGAAAAGCAGCGUAUUGGUAACAAAAGAAAGCAAUGGAUUCAUUAGUCCUCUUGAUGUGUCUCCUGCUUGCAGUUACUCUUCACCUGUAACAAUAUGUGGGGUGGUAAGGGAGCUAUCCUUGGCUGCAUAUGAAACCCUUCUCUUGCUGGGUAACAUUGGAUUGCUUCCUUCUGUGAAACAUGCAGCUUUGCUUUAAAAAAGUAAGUGGACCUAUCCUGUUGGAUAGCAUACCCUGGUGGGUGGUGGAGCCCAAAAGGCUGUAUCCCUCAUUUUUCCUGCUUGCUUUUAUUUAUUUAUUUUGUUAUUUACCAAGGAAUAAUGCCUUAGCCGCACAUCCUAUUUCCUAAUGCUGUACAAGGAAACACAGCAAACAAGUUCUUCAAUUAUUCAAGUGUGUGAUGGCACUGUUGGGGCAGAAAAGCUUUAAUCAUUUUUUCAUUGCACAUGUGUAGAGAGGACGUCUGAUGACUUUUACUCCAUUUGGGAAAAUCUGCAGCCAAAAAUAAAGAGAACUGUCACUUCAAA
Molecule: messenger RNA, 2150 nt
Organism: Lacerta agilis (Sand lizard)
Lineage: Eukaryota; Metazoa; Chordata; Lepidosauria; Squamata; Lacertidae
Gene: SENP8
Product: SUMO peptidase family member, NEDD8 specific
Exons: 2
Coding region: 199-834 (211 amino acids)
Biological process (GO): proteolysis
Molecular function (GO): deNEDDylase activity; cysteine-type peptidase activity
Source: RefSeq, a predicted model, not a curated record